Stylonychia lemnae is the source of this 393-nucleotide messenger RNA. The record is from the annotation of a GenBank genome assembly. Lineage: Eukaryota; Ciliophora; Spirotrichea; Sporadotrichida; Oxytrichidae.
AUGCAAAUAAAUAACAGCCCUAUUUCUAAGUGUAGUUAACAAAAAGAAUUGUCCUUGGGUAUUUCUAGAUUUCAACAAAUAUUUUAGAAAUCAGAGUUCUGGGAGGGUAUACAUUCUAUCCCAGAUCAUUAUGACAGUGAUAGCAUUAUAAAAGGAGAUAUUAUCAAGAUGAGGCUAGCGGAUGGACAUAAAAAUAAUUAAAUCUCCAAAAUUUCCACAUAUACUGAACUAAAUAUUCAGUACUAAACUUCAAAAGUAUUAAAUGACCCAAAGGGAGUAUAUCAAGAACUAAAGAGUUUUCUUAGUCCUACUUGGAGAUAUUCUUGUAUAUAUCUUAAACUAAGUGAAGGAAUUGCAUAAAUUGGUGUUGGUCCACAGAGAUUUUAAAUAUGA